AUGACCAGAGGCGUGAACCAUCGUCCGGUGGAGCUGUUCGCUAACACUCCCAGACGGUUGGAUGACGGCAACGUCCUGGAUGCUCAAAGUCGGACCCUUCAAUUGCAUCGCAGCCUUCGCGUUAGUUUCCUUGACCCUGAUCUCCUCUACCUGAGAUACCUUUCGCGCUUACAGCGGCUCUGCUCGUACCUGGCCCGCGAUUCACGACUCGUACCCCUUCAGUCAGCCACGUUCGAGAAGCUCAGCGGAGCUGCAACGAGCGCAGCAAGCCAGUGGUCCUCUCUGUUCCUGAACAUGAUCUAUGCUUGCGCAUGUUCAUCGAGCAUUCGCACCACAACUCCCAUUCGCCACAUAGAAUCAUCAGCCCCCAAGGGAGAUGAACUGACGCUUGCAUCCUCGCUCCUCUCCACGACCUCUUAA
Messenger RNA from Pseudozyma hubeiensis SY62, 420 nucleotides. RefSeq lists its product as hypothetical. The coding region runs from base 1 to 420 and encodes 139 amino acids. The record is from RefSeq and is a predicted model, not a curated record. Lineage: Eukaryota; Fungi; Basidiomycota; Ustilaginomycetes; Ustilaginales; Ustilaginaceae. The transcript has a single exon.